UUUCUGUCACUAUCGCGUUUUGGUAAAUAAAACUUGUUAGCUCUAUACCAUCCGUGUAAAUUAAAAUUUGAGGGAAAAAAAACAAAAAAAUUCUAUGAAAAAUGGGCGAAAAACGAAAAUACAUGGAAGAUGAGUUAUCUAGGUUCGAAGCUGAGAUUUCUAGUGCAUCAUCAAGCAAUGGACCGAGUUCCAGUUCCAACAAUAUGUUCAUUCCACAUCAGUUAAGACCCGUUGUUUGUGCGAAUACAUACAGUCAAGUUCAACAAAAGCUGCAACAACAUCCGCCAUCGAGACAUGCUCCUGUAUUGAACAAUGUGCCGCCUCCACCAAUCGCACCAACAUUCGUGUCCACAUUUAUGCCACAUGAUCAUUCAGCACCGCCAGAAAAGUCAUAUUGUUCCGAGCCGACACCGGUUGUCUUGAGCAGUGCACCAAAAUUAUACACGAAUCGAUUGUCCAUUAAUCCAACCGAAGCGAAAAUUGCACCUCAGAUCGAUAUUUCUACAAUUCAAUUCGAUGUAACACAAAAAUUGAAAAAACUUAAAACAGAGAAAACAAACGGUCCAAAUCCAAUCGCCGAAGCAGCCAUUCAAGCGGCCAAAGCAUCGUCAGCUUUGCAAAACUUCCAAAUCAACGAAAAACGGAAGAAAGAUAAAAAGGCGGUUAGAAUGGCAGGCGGAGUUGUUUGGGAAGAUCCGAGUUUGGCCGAUUGGGAUGGUGAUGAUUUUCGUAUUUUUUGCGGAGAUUUGGGAAACGAUGUCAAUGAUGAACUGUUAACACGAACUUUCAACAAAUAUCCAUCAUUUCAAAAAGCAAAAGUCAUACGAGACAAACGAACCGGCAAAUCAAAAGGUUUUGGCUUCGUUAGUUUCAAAGAACCGCCGGAUUUCAUUCGAGCCAUGAAGGAAAUGGAUGGUCGAUACGUCGGAAGUCGGCCGAUAAAAUUGCGCAAAAGCACUUGGAGGCAGCGAAGCUUGGAUGUGGUCAAACGAAAGGAAAAGGAAAAGGCACAACUUUUACAAAUGUUUAAUAAAUAAAUGAACCACAGCAAUUUGUUCGGAGAAUGUUUUGAUUUGAUUCGGUUUAGGUGUAAAAAUUGAAUGUAAUCCGGUCAAUCCUGGAAAAUUGAAAAUCAUUGUUUUGGAUUUAUUGAUCGAAAAUAAAUAUCUUUACCUAUGAACCAAGAAAAUUAGACUAAAUAAAAAUCAA
Messenger RNA from Contarinia nasturtii (swede midge), 1209 nucleotides. Its product is annotated as RNA-binding protein 42. Gene Ontology annotation, molecular function: mRNA binding. The coding region runs from base 102 to 1037 and encodes 311 amino acids. The record is from RefSeq and is a predicted model, not a curated record. Lineage: Eukaryota; Metazoa; Arthropoda; Insecta; Diptera; Cecidomyiidae. The transcript is spliced from 5 exons.